GAAGAAGAAGAAGAAGCAGCGGGCUCGUGAGAGGAGGGGGCGAUUUCUCUUUCUCAAAGAGUCCACAGUCCUUUUCGGAUGUGUUAGACCUAUGUCUAUUCCGUUCAAAUUUUUUUUAUUUAUUAUAUACAUUUCAUUUGGAAGACCCCCCCCCCAAUUUCUCCCCGAAAUAAAACACAACAUGGAAUCGAAGAUGGAGUAACUCAAGACUCUCUAUUUUACCUCUUCUUGUUUUACCUCAAUUUAAUGGACCGGAUGAUUUCCAAGUCAAACUGUGAUUCCCACAGCUUUGCAGGGGAGGUAGCUGUAUCCAGUGAGGUGGGAGGCGUAUCCAAGGGUGAAUAUGAAGUUUGCCGAACCCUUGGAAAGCCAGAGGCUGUCUUUUCUUUUGGAAAAGGCCGCCUCUAGGGAAGCCCUGAUGUGGAAGGUGUACGUGCCCAAAAAGCCAUCUCCCGGCAGUCAGGAUACAGACAUCUCCCCUGCCCAGCGUGAUGAGGCUGUGUGCUGGCUCAUUAACCUCCACAAUGACACCAAGCUAUACCCAGAGACCCUCUCCCUAGCCAUCAGUAUUUUGGACAGGUUUUUAGGCACUAUAAAGGCCCGUCCAAAGUAUCUCCGCUGCAUCGCCAUCGCCUGUUACUUCCUGGCUGCCAAAACCAGCGAGGAGGAUGAGCGUGUGCCGUUGCUGCGUGACUUGGCCAGCAGCAGCAGAUGUGGCUGCUCCCCAUCAGAGAUACUGAGAAUGGAGAGGAUCAUUCUGGAUAAACUCAACUGGGACCUGCACGCUGCAACUCCGCUGGAAUUUCUACACAUUUUCCAUGUCAUGGUGCUGUCCUGCAAGCCACGGUUCAUGGUGGGUCUGGUGGGGUGUAACCCGGCGCAGCACCUGUCCGUGUUGACCCAGCAGCUGCACUACUGCCUGGCUGACAGCGCCCUGCUACAGCCCCUCUCCCGGGGAUCCAUGCUGGCGCUGGCCCUCAUCACCCUGGAGCUGGAGAAUAUCUGCCCUGACUGGCUGGCUCUCACGAUCAACCUGCUCAGGAAAACACCGAUUGACAGUUCUCAGCUGAUCCGAUGUCGAGAGCUGGUGUCACGUCACCUGUCCACACAGGAAGCUUCCCUGCCUCCCAACACUGUGUACAUCUACCAGUCCCUGCACCACAGUCUGGACCCGGACCCCUGCACCCGGGGAAGAGAGUCCGACACCAGGCUCCCAGACACAGACCCACCGGCACCAUCCACGGCCCCUAGGGACAGGAGCCUCUCCUGGGUCUCCUCUACCACCCUGCUCCAGGUCCAUGGACCACCCAAACCCAGCCACCACUCCCACCAAGUCUCCCUGCGCUGCAAGCACUCAGCCAAGCGCAAGGUGAGAGCUUGGCUGCUUCAACAACCGGAGUGGAGGAGAUGGAGGUCGACGAAUUCUACGAGGGGAUCAAACGACUCUACAACGAAGAGAACGGGGGCGCUCCGGAAGGGACGGCGGUAACGGGGGAGGAGCCUCUAGAGGAGAGUCCUGUCCUAUUGGUCAGGAGGGAGGGCCACACCUCCCCCUGCCCCCCUCUCCAACCCGUCAGUGUCUCAUAGAGAAGAAGAGGAUGAAACCAAGGCCUUCUCUUCCUCUCUACCUGAGCUGCAAGGAAAAUAAGUCUCAGUAUUCAAUCUGUCACAUGGCAUUUAUCCACCAACCCCAGGCCUCGAUUGAGCCCCAAAAAAAGUCCCCAAAAAAAUAUGCUAUUUCAUAACUAUUUGUUGAGCACAAAUAUAAAAUGAUAAAAAAAUAUAAAUAUAAUAUAAUGAUAUAAAUAUUAUCCUUAAAAAAAAAAUAGGUCAAAUUACUACUUCUCCCUGUGAGUCUCUGUGAUGAUAUUUCUCUACGGUCAUGUCAUUUUAUUUCUGUUUUUUGACUAACUAAUCUAAGUUUCAAUCAGUAUAUUUAUUUUCUUUACCUUCCUCUUUUCCUGAAAUAAAAAAUCAUUCCCAGCACGUUGUCUUUAACCCCUCACAAAACACGUUAAGAGUUUGACUGUAAAAGUGUGUAGAACUAUGUUAACCUGAAGUACAUAAUGGGUUUUUUUCACGUUUAAUAAUGGAAAUAUCCCCUUCCACAACUUUCCUGUCUUUGUCCCAUCACAGUGUGCUGUAGUAGUUUAACCAAAGAAUGAACAUUUACAAGCUACUGUCAUUAAUGACGAUGCAUAAGUGAAUCAAUUUACCCGAUCAAGCAAUAUGUUUUAAGAUAAACAGCUUUGUUAAAAGAGUGUUUAUCCCAAGUGGCACCCUAUACCCUACAUAGUGCACUACUUUUUAGUAGAGGCCUAUGGGGGAGAAAUAGGGUGACAUUUCAGAUGCUAUCAAGAAGAGGGUUUGAAGAUGUAGCUACCAUAAUUUACCUUAUCUUUGCUGUUCAGAAACAACUUGCUGUUUUUUUUUUUGUUUAUUGCCAAAAGGCUCUUGCUCUGGGGUGCUGGUAACUGCCGAUGUACUGCUGACAACUUGUGGCAUCAAUAAAACAAGUGAAAUAAUC
Molecule: messenger RNA, 2527 nt
Organism: Oncorhynchus tshawytscha (Chinook salmon)
Lineage: Eukaryota; Metazoa; Chordata; Actinopteri; Salmoniformes; Salmonidae
Product: cyclin-I
Exons: 8
Coding region: 344-1489 (381 amino acids)
Biological process (GO): mitotic cell cycle phase transition; regulation of cyclin-dependent protein serine/threonine kinase activity
Cellular component (GO): nucleus; cyclin-dependent protein kinase holoenzyme complex; cytoplasm
Molecular function (GO): cyclin-dependent protein serine/threonine kinase regulator activity
Source: RefSeq, a predicted model, not a curated record